This is a messenger RNA of Notodromas monacha, 2341 nucleotides long. The record is from the annotation of a GenBank genome assembly. Lineage: Eukaryota; Metazoa; Arthropoda; Ostracoda; Podocopida; Cyprididae.
CAGUUACAUCUGUAUUCGUUCGCAGGAAGACCCAAGACCCGUGUGAUCCAGGAGUCGGCGAAAUUCAGUAUGAUUUCCUCCUUUUCUUGAUGUUCAUUUGUGAGCUCCGUGCGUCCAUCGCCGUUGCUUCAGCGAUCUAAGGAAAACCGAAAACCAAUCGAUCGAAGAUGGUUUUAACUCGGCAAGCUUGCAGUGCAAGCAACGAGGAUUUCGGUCUACGAGAAUGCACGAUCACCACUCGUUCAUCGAGCCAAAAUGCUAACGCAGGAUCGGUUUUACCGAAGAAGAACUUGUUGGAUCUUCCGGCGGAAAUUCUGAUGAAAAUGCUGGGUUUCCUGCCUAUGAAGAAAGUUUCCGAAAGUCGAAUGGUUUGUCGAAGAUUCAACGCUAUUGGAGGAGAAUUGCUGACUAGCACGUUCCAGCGAUUGCAGCUGUACGUACUGAAACGGUUCAACUGUAUAAAGCACCAGAUGCCUCGUAGGGAAAGUGCCCGAAGAAAUCAUCCGAGGGCCAGAGAAGCAGAUAUCAUGGAAACCUUAUCCAUGCGCUUGUCAUUGCUUCAAAUGGCUUUCGGCCGUCAUAUCCAGAAGGGGAAUAUUUGUUUUUUCCCCGGAGAGAUUUUGGAUGAAGUUCAAAGGAUCCUGACUUGCAUUAGUGCAACGCCAGAAAUCUCUAAAGCGUACAAGAUUACUGAGGAACUCUACGAUCUUUCGGCGAUGGCCAUGGAAUAUUUCAAGGAGAAGUUGGAGCCGACUUUGCCGGAAAUAUCGUACUUCAACACUGAAUUCACUUAUUGGGAUGAUGAUCAUUGUGAGUCGAGUGGGUCCACGUUGCCGCCACCUGCGAUAUUCGGGGAAGGUCCAUCGCACCCGGGAUUGGUACCUAUGCCAUUACCGAUGGCCCCACCACCUCCUAUUUCCUGGCGAGAUGAAACGGAGUCUAUCUCAUCUGACGUGACGUCAGCGUCUAGCAAUAAUGCACCUGCUUCAGACGUUGUUAUGAAGCGCAGUUUUCGGCGGAUUCGCUUGGGAAUGCAGAAAAAUAAUCUCGAGCUGAUUCGACUUCGGAAAGAUUUGAAGACUUGCAAAGCUCGAGUGUCCAGUCAAAAGAAACUUCUGAGUAAGUAUCACACUCGUCUGGACGAGUACGACAAGAAGUUCGAAGAAAAUACGAAGAAAUUCAGCACGUUGAUCCAGGAAUUAAACAAAUGCAAAACGGAGCUUCAGUAUUGGCGUGCCAAGGCGCCCGUGGAGCAAACGAAAGAAUGCGAAAACUGCGGCCACGUCAUGGUCAACACGGCAAUGGUCUGGGAAACGGAUCCGAUCGAGGACUCGAAAGAUCGUCGCGCCUUGGCCCACCAAGGCAUCAUCAUCGACAAGCCCUCAAGCUCUGACCUGAUUUCAGCGAGCCUCAGUGCCUCGUCCGAGACUGAAGAGUUGGACAUCGCUGUUGCAACUGCGUUGUCGUCCAUUAGUUCUGCCGAAUCCGAAGAAGACGCGUCCGAGACGGAAGAAGAGGUCGUGACCAUGGUCAGCCCUGGGAAGGCGACGCGAGGCGUCAAGAAGGCGGCUAUGUUGGGGAAGCGCAAACGGAAGGCGGUGGACUUGGCACAGCCUUCGUGCUCUCAUCACCAGUUACCGCCGCCAUCGGCCUCUGUGUCUGGCAAAAACCUGCGCCACAAGGCCGGGAAGCAGCCCGUGGCCAAGAUGCCGGCUGGCAAGCGUGUCAAGCUGUAAAAAUCGCAGGGAACGCGAUCCUGAGGAGUAAACAUACACGCACGUGAAUGGCUCUUUUUUGCGAUCAGUUUUCUUCAUAAUUUCCGGAGUUUAUCACUCCUGUGUUUCUUCUGAUAAGAUUUUCUGUUGCAAGUGAUCACUCAUUGAAAUCAUUUCGUAUUUACACGAGUAUAAACCAGUUUCUCGCUUUCGAAGAUAAGAUACUAUUGCGCAUUAGAAUCAGUGACAAAUUAGAUCAACAUAAUCUAGUUUUACCUAGAGUUCGAGAAGUAUUCAUCCAUUCGAAUGUUAUCUGUAAGUGACGUCGUAGUAUAACUGUAUAACGUUGCAUGCACUUCUUACGUACGCUUAAGAAAUUACUAGAGGGAGUCAAUGUUUGUGGGUUGUUAUAGCAGUGCCUGUAAUUUUAAAAUUGGUACUCGUUUUGUUCCAUCUUCUAAUAUCAUUUCUGGUUAGAGGGUAAUGCUUCGGGUAACUUUUCCCUGGAAAAAUUGGAACGAUUAUUUCUUGUUCUGAAGUCGAUGACAUCUUGUACUGGAUACGCUUAAAUAGAUUUGUUCUUCGAAAGUGCUGAAUUUUGAAACGCCGAGAUAGUGUGGACCCAA